AUGAAGUGGCUGUUGGUCUGUGUGUGGAUUUGCAUACUCUACGCUACCAUUGGUAAGUUUAAUAUUCGCAACUGUCUGCCAAUAACCUUUGCAUCUAUCCGUCUCUGACUUUCAAUUUUUGCCACUUAGCAAAUGCUUCAGUUGAAGAAGAAGAGGUGAGAAGUCGCCGCUCUCUUUGUGGGGGCCGAACGUACAAUUCCAGAACACGCAUUUGCUGUGGUGGUAGAAUUCUCUGGAAAGGAGCCGGGAGUACUUGGUGCUGUGGAAAUCGCAACUACAAUCCCAGAACACGCAUUUGCUGUGGUGGUACAAUUCUCUUGAAAGGAGCCGGGAGUACUUUGUGCUGUGGAAAUCGCAACUACAAUCCCAGAACACGCAUUUGCUGUGGUGGUACAAUUCUCUGGAAAGGAGCCGGGAGUACUUCGUGCUGUGGAAAUCGCAACUACAAUCCCAGAACACGCAUUUGCUGUGGUGGUAGAAUUCUCUGGAAAGGAGCCGGGAGUGCUUCGUGCUGUGGAAAUCGCAACUACAAUCCCAGAACACGCAUUUGCUGUGGUGGUACAAUUCUCUGGAAAGGAGCCGGGAGUACUUCGUGCUGUGGAAAUCGCAACUACAAUUCCAGAACACGCAUUUGCUGUGGUGGUAGAAUUCUCUUGA
Messenger RNA from Paramuricea clavata, 657 nucleotides. The record is from the annotation of a GenBank genome assembly. NCBI's taxonomy places the organism in Eukaryota, Metazoa, Cnidaria, Anthozoa, Malacalcyonacea, Plexauridae.